Messenger RNA from Anisakis simplex (herring worm), 2325 nucleotides. NCBI's taxonomy places the organism in Eukaryota, Metazoa, Nematoda, Chromadorea, Rhabditida, Anisakidae. The record is from the annotation of a GenBank genome assembly.
AUGGUGCUUACCGCACGCGUGCGAAGAGGUGCACAAAUUUUAGUGAAAAACACGAAUUCUUUGUAUCUACUCGCGCAAUGUCUGCUACGAGCCGGAAGAAUAGAAGCUUGCUACAAGUUACUAUCAAUUGGUGGUUAUGAUACUCCGGAACUACGCUUUUUGUUCGCUCGAUGCUGUUAUGAGUUGAAUAAGUUAGUUAUCAUUCAUGCUGGUAUCUUCUUAUGGGCUGUGGGAACACAAGUGGAUGAGGCUGAGAAUGUAUUACGGGCAAACAACGAAGCACGUUUACAUCCCUCAUUCGAGGGGAGCAUCGUGGAGCCAUUCGCCCGAGCGCAACUUGCUAAAAUAUUCAUUGAAACUGGACGUACCGAUGAAGCCAAACGUGAAAAUCGUCGUGCUAUAAACCAAAAUAUAUUCUCAUGGUCAUCGAUUAGAACACAGUGCGAAUUAGGGGCAUCACGUGAUAUUGAUGAAAUCUAUGAGCAGUUUUCGUGGAAAAUUGGCGCCAAGAAAAGUGGCUCUAAAACGGAUUUCUUGCAGACUGAAUCAAGUAAGCAGACAUCUUCAGAAAAGAACUUGAAUGAUGAAGACAAAAAUACACCAAUUGUAAGUGAAGCCGAAAGAAAAAUUUCGUGUUUUGCACCAAAGAAAAAAUCGCAUUUAAAUGCGUCACGAAAAAUAGUUCACGGAUCACGACAUCUAUCUGAGCCUGGUGGUGGCGUUGAACCUAGACGUAGCACUCGACUUUUCCCAUCAUCGCAAGAUAGCGAGAACGUGUCGACUUUGUCGCUAAUGGCAAGGGAAUUACGAGCAUCGUCUCGUUCCCAGCAUGCUGCUCUUUCACCCGGUUCUACCUCACGCACUGUUCAUGACAAGCAACUAAGCAUACUCCAUAGUACUGAGCUGAAUUCGAGACUGAACUUAUUUUGCAUGUUGAUGACCGCGAGUGGUUGCAGAUCGAUGAAUAGGAUCAACGAAAUGGAGGCGAACAGUGUAGCAAUAAAGGUUCCUCGUCCGUCGCCAUCUUCUGCUCCAUCAAUCCACAAAUUAAUUGAAUCUCCCGAUUCUGAUUCUUCCACAAAACCUAUUUCAACCGUUUCACGUCGAACGCGUUCCGGUUCGCAGUCGGCUGCAUCACCUCUUGCUGAUAAGAAUGCCCAACUAAAGGAUGAUGUAGAGUCAAGUGCUAUCACAUUAUUACCAUCUAACCCACAAAUCAGUGUUUCUGGAGAGGCACCGACGAGAACGACACCAGUGGUUACAUCUGAUAGUAAACGUUCAGAAUGUGAAACUUGUAACCACUGUACUACUUCAUUAACUCUGAAUCCUUUUAGUGUAGCUGACACUCAGAGUAAAUCUUCUGUGUGGAGCGAUGAUAUGAGUUUGUUAUUUUUAACCAAAAAGGUGCUGGAACGAGUAAACAGUAUGCCCGCACGUUUCGCAGAGACGCCACUCGUACGUGAAUUGGCAGCACGCGCUUAUUUGGAGAGGCUCGAAUACAAUAAAUCAAGAGAAUUACUCGAAUCAUUGCAUAAACAAUUUCCUUAUCGUGUUUCUGGAAUGGAGGUAUUGUCAACAGUUUUGUGGCACAGUCAAGAAUCACGUCAGUUAUCACUGUUGGCAUCUGAACUGACAGAAAGCGCACGAGCAAAUCCUGAGACGUGGUGUGUGGCUGGUAACUGCUUUAGUGUACAGAAGCAACCGGACAUCGCUAUUGAAUGCUUCGAGCGUGCGAUCUCAUUGAACCCACGAUUCGCAUACGCUUAUUCAUUGCUUGGUCAUGAACUGCUUGACACCGAUCAACUGGAAAAGGCUACUAGUGCAUUCAGACGUGCUGUAUUAUUGUGUCCAAUCGACUACAGAGCAUGGUUUGGACUUGGUUUGAUGCAUUUCAAGCGUGAAUGCCUACAUUUAGCUCGUUCAUAUCUAGUGCGUGCUGUGCACAUCAAUCCUUACAAUUCUGUUGUUCUUUGUCAAUUAUCUGUCAUUGAACAAGCACUUCACAACGAUCUCGCUGCAAUGGAUUUGUUGCAAAGAGCCUUGAAAAUAACACCCGAGAACGCUGCAUGUCGUUUUUACCGGGCAAGAUUACUUUAUGAGAAACAUGAGUAUGAAAAAUGUAGAGAUGAACUCAAUGAACUGAAACUCUAUGCUCAUGAUGAAGCUCAGGUGUUCUUUCUUUUGGGUCGUGUAUAUAAAAAAUUAGGCAAUACACAUAUGGCAUUACUGAAUUUCAAUUGGGCAGCUGAAAUGGAUCCUCGUGGAGAGCAAAGUCAUAAUAGUCUCGCUGAAGGACCAUAUGAUGACGAACCAACAUCCGACUAG